Molecule: messenger RNA, 1434 nt
Organism: Meloidogyne enterolobii
Lineage: Eukaryota; Metazoa; Nematoda; Chromadorea; Rhabditida; Meloidogynidae
Source: the annotation of a GenBank genome assembly
UGAAAAAAACUUUCUCUCUCUGUCAAUCUCUUAUCUUGUGGACGACGAACAAAACAAAUAGAAAAAUAUCCUGGCCAUUAUUUUAUAUAUUAAUGUUGAUUUUAUUUAUUUUUUUUUAUUCUUCGCGCGAGGAAAGGAAGGAAGUAGUAGACGAUCAUUGUUCUUUUCUCUUUGAGUUCUUGAAAUAAAGGUGUUGGAUCUCUUAUUAUUUACUUAAUAUAUAUUUUUCCUGAAUUUCCGUGCAUUUUUAAAAAAUCUUUUUUAGGGAAGGAUUUUAUUAUUUGGAUUUUUAACGUUCUUUCUCUCAAGACAAUUAUAUUUAUUGUCUUUAAUUGGUAAAUUUCUGUCAUUGUCUUAACAACUUAUUCUUGUUGUUUUUUGUUUUGAGCUUUGUUUUUCAAUCUUAGUUUUUUGAAAUUGGUAUAUGUAUAAAUUUAUUAUUAGAUUAAAAAUUAGCAUUAAUUUAAGGACAACUUUCUUUCUUGCGGACUUCUUUCUUUACGGUUUUUUCCUUGCGGACUUACGGAAUUUCUUUUUGCGGUUUAUUACCAAAAUUUUUAUCUUGUUUAUCAAAAUUCUAGCUGCAUCCUAGCUAUAAUGAUCAUUCUUUCCUCUUCAUUUUUUCCUUCAUUCAUCUUGAUCCAAAAUUUUUUCUUCAUUGUUGUUGUUCGAUCCCAGCAAAAACAAUUUGCACCGACUAGGCCAAAAUCUCAACAAUUUAAUUCCCCUCAACAACAAGCCCAAAAAUUUAUGAGUGCUCCACAAUGUAGAUGUAAGGAUUUGGAUGAAUGCGCGGCGGAAAUUCAAAAAUUGGUGGAGAAAUGUAAAACGGAACCAAAAUGUGAGGCACAUUUAAAGAAGAUUGGCAACGUCCAAAAAAUUCGACAAUGCCUGGCUGAUGAACAAAAACAAAUGGAAAAGCUGGAACAAUGCGUAGAGAAGAAAGUUGGGGGCCCAAUUGGAUGCACUAACGAUCUACAUCCAAAAAAUUUAACCGUUCCAAUAAUUCCGGAAAUGGAAAUGAUGGAUAAUAGGAGGAAAAGAAGUUUGUUGCUUUCUGAAAAUCCUGGGAAAUUUUCUGGUUGUUCUCCGACUUUGCCUGAAUUGAGGAAUAAAAGAGGGACGUUGCCUCCAUUGCCGGCUACUCAAGAAGCUGGACACGCUCCCCCUGAACUUAGCGACUUUUUAAUGUGUGUGGAUCAGUGUGCUGUUAAAGCUGCCUCCCUAAACUCGGCACCGAAACUGUGUGCAACUCGGGAGGGGAAUAUGAAUUGUGCUUUUAAAUUGAAGUGUGCACUAGCUCCUCCCGAUGACCGCCAACAAAAAGCUUUCGACGACUGCGAGCAGCAAAUGCAAUUUACCCCACCUAAAAGGUUAAAGAAAUCUUGUGAGUGUCUUAAAGCGGCUGGAGUGAAAAUUGUCUGUCCAAAAUAA